AGAAGAAAGGGAGAGAGAAGGUGUUCUGUUUGAGAGUGAGGAGGGGCAAGAGGAGUGUUCGUCCAAACGUAAGGAGAGAGCGGACCCCUCUUGAGAGAUCUACUGACACCCCUUCCUCCGACAUGGCUAACAUCACAUCUGCCCAAUGGCAGGCCAUGCCGGACGCAGCGGACGAGAGCCAGAAACCGUUCUUUCAAAAAUUGUAUGACGACGCCGUACAGAGGGAGAGGGAGGCAGAGGCAGCAGCCAGGGCUACAAGCAUAGCUGCUCAGGUGGCCCUUCUACAGGUCCCGAAAGCCAAUGCUGACCGGUUCCAGGAGAGGCUAGCUGUUGCCGUAGCAGCCUUGGUUCAACUGCGGAACUUGGAGGAUCUUGAGUCCCGUGUAACAGCGUUGGAACAGCGGAACCAAGAGCUGCAGGCUGAGAUAAUCAGCCUCAAACAGUCCCAAUUGUCUGCCCUCCACCCUCCUAACUCUCGACCUGCUGCAGUCCUGGUCUCUCAAACUAACACAGUCCUCGCGAUAAGCGCAAGCGGAACUGUGGCAAGCGCAGGAACCGGCGCCAGCUCCUCGAGCGACAACACCGGCAGUUCUGCGCUGGUCAUGGUCCCAAAUGAAGGGACAUCAGCCCAAAACGCCACAGUCCUUACUGGCGUUCAGUACAGCGGUCCCAUGGUGGACAAGUGGGCGGCCACGCUGCCGUCCAAGUACGACCGGAAGGCAGACAUCACCUCUUGGAUUAGUUCCACGCGGUCGUACUUCGAGGUCAUAAGGACACCGCAAGAGGACCGAAGUAUGAUCAUGGGGACUAAUACUAAGCCCACCGUACGAAACCACAUUGAGCUCCAAGCUGUUGCUGCAGGCUAUGAACGCAUAGACUUGACUGAAUGGCUGAAGGUCACCCCUGUACGCGCCCUUGAGGACCUUCUCGUCGCACGGUACCAAGACAAGCAUGUUGCGCUCAAGGCUAGGCUGAAGCUUGAGGCCCUCAAGGGUCAGACAUGGAGGUCCUCCAUGCAAGGUUUGGAACAACACUUGACUGGUUUGUUCACAACUCCGGAUCCGGGUAUGACCAAUGUGUCUUGUAUGGAUGUAGUCAUGGGAGUGGCCCCCAAAGAAUACCUCUCCCUGUUGGCACUCAAAGAUCAUACCACCUGGCGAGAGCUCAUGAUGGAUCUAGUCAACCUAGAGGCCAAGGACCUCACCAGGCGGAAGAAGGCGCCCGCUGCAGGUGGGAAACCACAACGCAAGCGGUUUGGAAGCAGCAACCAGCUUGCACUGCAUGAUCAUCGGGAGGCUGAAGAUCAGUCCUAUGCGGAUGAUCUGUCUCUAGAUGACGAUCUAGAGCCGGACUCCGAUAUGGGCUGUUCCACAUCAGCCAUUGAGUCUGACGUCAACGAAGAUGAAAAACUUACUGCUUUUCGAAAGACUGCUUCAAACAAGGGGCCUAACCGUGGUUCAGGUGUGCGCGUCACCUUUGACAAGGACCGCACUGUCACACAUGAACUCAACUUCUAUGUUAUGGACAAGUGUCCGUUCGACGCGGUCAUUGGCUUGGGCUGGUUGAAGGCUCAUUGCCUAAGGACCACGUGGGCGGACAACCAGUUCGUGGUGCGUGACGCCAAGGGGAACAAGCGUACCGUCCUGUUGAAUGAGACGCGCGAGUCCCCUGUGACUCUUCUAAGUGCAAUCAAAUUCUGCAAAUCAGUGCGCAGGCACAAGGAGAUUGAGCAUGUACAUGUAACUUUUGUAAAGCCUAUCCAUGUGCCUUCUACUUUUGCUGCAUUUUCUACCUCGGUAAGUAACUCUACUUCUAAUCCAUCUACUUCUUCUGUGAAUAAUCCUUCUACUUCUGAUCCAAGUACUUCUAAUCCGGUUGUCAUUGCUGUAAAUUCUCAGUCUAAUUUUCUAUCUCCUGAUAAGGAUGAUCCUCCACCGGAAGUCCCAACAAACAUUCGCCAACUAUUAGAUCGAUUCCCUGAAGUCUUGGCUGAACCUCGUGGAGUUCCCGAGCGUCCGGUCAAACACAAAAUCGAGAUAAUAGAGGGGAGUGUUCCUCCAAAGGGUUGCGUCUACCGUAUGGGACAAGGCGAAUUGGAGGAGUUGAGACGACAGAUUGAUGAUAUGAUUUACCAUGGAUGGAUUAGGCCCAGUGAGUCUGAAUUCGGUGCACCUGUCCUGUUUGUGUCAAAGAAAGGAGGCAAACUCCGGAUGUGUAUUGACUAUUGUGGCCUCAGUCGGAUCACAAGGAAGAAUGCUUACCCUUUGCCUCGCAUAGAUGAUAUGUUAGAUGCAGCAGAUGGGUGCAAGGUCUUCAUCAAGAUCGACCUCAAAUCUGGCUACCACCAGAUUGAAGUUGAUCCAAGUGACCAGCACAAGACAGCAUUCAAGACACGCGACGGGCUGUACGAGUUCAUCGCUAUGCCCUUCGGUCUUACGAAUACACCGGCCACAUUCCAGUGCCUCAUGGACAAGGUACUUCGCCAUCAACUCAACAGGUUUGUGGUUGUGUACCUUGACGAUAUCCUGAUCUUCAGCAAAACCAUGGAAGAGCAUCUCAAGCACCUUGAGGAAGUUUUGCAGGUCCUCAAGGAGGCGCCGCUGCACCUCAACUUGGAGAAAUCUGAGUUUGGGAGGGACAGCGUCAUCUAUCUUGGGCAUCGGUUGUCCGCAAACGGCCUUGCGCCGGAGGCAACCAAGGUUGAGGUCAUCCGAAACUGGCCUCAACCGGCAAACGUACACGAACUGCGUUCUUUCCUUGGUUUGGCCUCAUAUUACCGGAAGUUUGUGCCCAAAUUCUUUGUCAUUGCUCACACCCUCUCAAGACUAACCAGCAAGAAUUUUGCCUAUGCAUGGUGUGAGAAGUGUGAGACUGCAUUCCAAGCCUUGAAAGAGGCAUUGUUGAGUCAUCCUGUGCUUCGCAUUGCCGAUCCCAACCUCACUUUCGUAGUCACUACGGAUGCGAGCCAAUUCGGGAUUGGUGUUGUGCUGCAGCAAGAUGAUGGUGAUGGCCUGCGUCCGCUCGAGUACUACAGCAAACGCAUGCCCAGCCACAAUGUAGCCACUUCCACAUAUAUGCGCGAGCUCUACGCCCUGCGCAAGGCUCUCGCACAUUGGAAGCACUACCUCUUGGGUCGCCACUUCAAGGUCUACUCAGAUCAUCAGACCUUGCAGUGGAUUCAGACACAAUCUGAACUCUCUCCUACAUUGACCCGCUGGUUGCAUGAUAUUGAUGUCUAUAGCUUUGAAUUGAAACACAAGAAAGGUUGUUAUAACCGAGUUGCUGAUGCGCUGUCUCGCCAUCCUGAAUUUAUGACUUGCCUUGUGGGUUCGUAUGACCCCCGAAGGAAACUGAAGAAGGAUCUGGUCGAACACACCGCCAAGGAUCCGGACCUCAGUCCCAUCCUUGAGCAGCUCAAGGCUGACCCUAACAGUCAGCCUGAUUUUCAUGGAUGCGAGGGUCUUGUAUUCCGCCGGUAUGGGAAGUUCGAUCGUUUGUGUGUACCCAACCAUGCGCCUCUCCGAACUCAUUUCUUGGAUCUGGCACAUGGUCGGAGUGGACAUUUCGGCUUUGAGAAGACUUAUGGAAGUCUUCUGCGGCAGUUUGAUUGGCCAGGGAUGAAAGGAUCUGCUCAGAAAUUUAUUGCUGAAUGUCAGGUAUGUGAGAGAACCAAAGUCCACAGGCAUAAGCCUUAUGGCCUGCUGAGACCCCUCCCCAUUCCUGAUGGACCCGGUGAAUCGAUCUCCAUCGACUUCACGGACAUGGGAAAGGUGAGAGCAGCAGGGAAUUCACAGGUCAUGGUCAUCGUGGAUCGUUUCUCCAAAUUUCUGAAUCUGAUCCCUUUCCCUCCCCAUACACCAACUGAACUUGUCAUUGAGGAAUUCCAUCAGCAGUACAUUCUGCAGUUUGGCGUCCCGAAAACUAUUGUGAGUGAUCGGGACACCAGAUUCAUCAGCAAAGAUUGGAAGGACUUCACGUCACAGAUCUAUGACAUUAAACUGAACAAGACUUCUGGUCGACACCCCAAAGCCAAUGGAUUGGCUGAGGAGAUCAACCAGACUGUCAUCCAACUACUUCGCGCAUUGAUUGUUCCGGAUCAAAACACGUGGGACAAGGAGCUGCACAAGGUAAAGGGACUGUAUAACAAUUUCAUUCACUCUGCAACUGGCGUGACACCAAACCAGCUGCAGUAUGGAUGGCCGAUGCGCAAUCCCCUCUCCUAUCUGUUCCCCAAACGGUCACCUGGUCUGAUGCCCGGGAUGCUUGGCUACAAUGCCAAGUACACACGCUUGCUAAAAACUGUGAUCGCAGCCAUGAACAAGCGCCAGCAUGCCAUGAUCAAACAUGCUAACAAGAUGCGCAAAGAAGAGAAAUUCAAAGUAGGGGAUUAUGUUUGGGUCAAAAUGUCUGAGUUCUCUGACGAAGAGGGCGUAUCACGAAAGCUCCUUCCUUUGUACUAUGGCCCUUGGCAGAUUCUGAAGGUGAUCGGGGAUGAUUUUGGCCCUUCAUUUGUAAUUGACGUGCCUCCUCAUCUGCGCACGUAUCCAGUUUUUCAUGCGUCCAAACUGUUUCCGCACAUUGAUGAUGAGACUUUUCCCUUCCGGGAUCCUAUGAUACCUCGCCCUAUCAAUGGCGGCCAUGAGAUAGACAGAAUCGUAUCUCACGAGGGCAGAGGCAAGAACAGACACUACAAGUUCACUUCCUCUAUCACCCAUUGACUGAAUUUUUCUGGAUCGACCAGAAAGAGCUGCUAAAGAAUGCUCCCCGUGUUGUGAACGCUUACGAAAGACAGAUCGCAGAGGGACAUACUGCUAAGUUCGUUGCAACGAUGACUCCUCAUGGAUUGACUAAGUCUCUCUUUCUGAUGUACUCCUAUGACGCAUUCUGCGCCGACUCUGACUGAGUUACUCGCUCGAAGGGACCUCACUCUCGAGAGGGGAGUAAUGUAAUGACCCGCCAAAAACACAGACUGAGAACACAGACUGAGAACACUGCUGAUUUCUGGGAUUUGUCACUAGAAUGAAUGCCUUGCUGUGAU
Chara braunii is the source of this 5038-nucleotide messenger RNA. Lineage: Eukaryota; Viridiplantae; Streptophyta; Charophyceae; Charales; Characeae. The record is from the annotation of a GenBank genome assembly.